UCUCUCUCUCUCUCUCUCUCUUCCUUCACUUUCUCUCACUUUCUUUUUUGUGUUGACAGUGCCUGUGGCAGAUUUUUCUUUUUCCCCUUCCCUCUGAGCUAGAAAAGAAACAGGGGAGGGUGGGGGGGUUUUCGAGUGGCGAAAAGCUCGAAUUCGAUGGAGUGUUCCGUGGAAAGAUUUUUGAAAAUGGAGGAGAGAUCAACAAAAGCAGAGCAGAAUCUGAAAUGGGUUCGCAAUUUGUUCUGCUAGAGGCCUAAAGAUAGGAAAUAGAUUCCGGGUUUUCUCUUAACAAGAGAAACCUUGGAGGUAGAGAGAUAAGAAAUAGAUUCCGGGUUGCUUAACCUGAAAAAUUUAGGCGGGACAGAGACCUCGUGCUGGCUGCUACUCUUUUGAUCGCCCAACACUGAUGGACUCAGAUGACAAGGAUAAGUUUGAGCCGGCUAAACAGAAUGAGGAUCCUAUGAACUUCAAUUCAGCUAGCAUUUCCUCGGACUGGCAAUUCUGCAGUGCAAAUCUUUCAAGCGCGCCAAUGAAUUUGGUUAGACCAGGCAAUUCAAUGGCUGUUUGUAGGGAAGAUCUGAUUGGUUCCUCUUCUUGUUCCUCUGCUCCAAUGGCAAACUCAUUUGGCCAAGCCUUAUGGGAGCACCCCUCCACCAUGGAAAACUUGGGUUUUGUUAAUAUCUGUGCCCAAAACAAUUUAAGCACUUCAAACCUUCUGGGAUUUAGUAAAGUUGCUCUUGAAUCUGUUAGAGGCGAUAUAGGAUGGAAUCCACCGAGCUCCAUGCUCAAAGGAGGCUUGUUUGUGCCAAGUGCACUCGGAACACUCCCAAUCCCAGAUGGCUUACCUCAUUUUCCCGCCGACUCUGGAUUUAUAGAGCGUGCAGCUCGUUUCUCGUGUUUUAGUGGAGGAAAUUUCAGUAGUAUGGUGAACCCUUUUGGAAUUCCUGAAAACGCUGGUCUUUACCCAAUUGCUGGGGGUUUGGUGCCCGGGCCACGGGAUAUCUUCCCGGCUGGCUCCCCAAAGCCUGUGCCUGGUGCACAAAGCGAGAAGAAUGAGAUGAACGUUGAAACUUGUAGAGAUGUUUAUUUGGCUGCUACUCAGGGAACUUCUCAAGGGAGCCCCUUAAAAAAUGAGGGUGAAAGUGAGAGCUUUGCUAGAUCUCGUGGUGAAGCAAAACAAGGUGCCACCGCUGGGUCCAGUAAUGCAUCUGAUGGAGCUGAGUUCAGUGGCGGUGGAGGUGGUGGUCAAGAUAAUCUGUCCAUGUUAGAGGGUACCGGUGGUGAAGAUUCUGCUAAGGGUUUUGACUGUAAAAAGAGGAAACGGAGUGGAGAGGAUGCCGAACUUGAUAAAGCGAAAGGGGCCCCUCAGCUUGCUGAAACCGCAAAAGAUGACGGUAGAACUCAACAGAAACUAGAAAAUAACCCCAGCUCGAACACCAGCAAGGCCACUGCAAAGAAUAAUAAACCGGGAAAUCAGGGUUCAGAUCCCCAAAAGGAAGAAUAUAUUCAUGUCAGAGCCCGAAGAGGCCAGGCAACUAAUAGCCACAGUCUUGCUGAAAGAGUGAGAAGGGAAAAGAUCAGUGAAAGGAUGAAAUUUCUCCAAGAUCUGGUACCUGGAUGCAGUAAGGUCACUGGCAAGGCAGUAAUGCUGGAUGAAAUAAUCAACUAUGUACAAUCACUUCAACGACAGGUUGAGUUUUUGUCCAUGAAACUUGCCACGGUGAAUCCAAGGCUGGAAUUUAACAUUGAAGGACUCCUGGCUAAAGAUCUUCUUCAUUCAAGAGCUGGUCCUUCAUCUACUUUGGGACUUUCGCAUGACAUGCCUAUGCCCUUUCCUCCAAUGCAUUUACCACCACCCGGACUUAUUCAAGGAGGUCCUACUGGUAUUGGGAGACCUGCUGAUCCAUUGCGGAGAGCCAUGCAGAACCAGAUGACACAAUUGGCUGGAGGUUUUAAGGAGCCUUCUCAGCUGCCACACCCAUGGGAGGAUGAGCUGAACAAUGUUGUCCAGAUGAGCUUUGUGGGGGGUGGUGGUGGUGGUGGUGGUGGUUCUGGUGCUGCCCCGAGUGGUCAAGAUGCAGAGGGGCCUCUCCCACCACCAAGUCACACAAAAGUUGAACUGUGAUGUGAUUGCAUCUAUAUAUUAUGCCAUAUAACAUCCUGUACAGCUUAUCUUACACUCAACAGCAACCACAGGAGGUGGAAGAAUUUGCUAGGCCUCCCAAUUAUGUUGGCUUCACCAUUAUAUUGUCCCAUAUUGGAGGAUCAAGCUUUUGAUGUCGCCUCACGCAAAACAAUGGAGGAUCACUAUGUAGUUCGAGCAUACGACCUCUAGCAGAUUGUCGGUGAAGUGGUUUCCGAUACUUAGCCCCACAAAUUGCAUCAAGUUUUUGAUUAUUCGUAAGAUUGGGUUAGUCCUACAUUGAUGCAAUGAUACUUGCCGUCGGGGGCCAGGGAGUGGAUUCGGAGAGGUUGUGGUUUGAUCUUCUGAUGACGUGGGGAGAAUCAGGACUUUUAACUGGGGGGCUUCUCUUCUCCUCGGUAACAACGCUAAAUUUAGUGAGCCGCGGCAAAUUCUACGAGAUUGCUAUGCAAAUCAUGCCCAUCUUGGCAAUUCUUAAAUGAUGAUAUAUAUGAGAUGAGAGAUGCAUUCUGAUU
Syzygium oleosum is the source of this 2658-nucleotide messenger RNA. RefSeq names its product transcription factor bHLH49. The record is from RefSeq and is a predicted model, not a curated record. Gene Ontology annotation, biological process: regulation of DNA-templated transcription. NCBI's taxonomy places the organism in Eukaryota, Viridiplantae, Streptophyta, Magnoliopsida, Myrtales, Myrtaceae. Gene Ontology annotation, molecular function: DNA-binding transcription factor activity; protein dimerization activity. The transcript is spliced from 9 exons. Gene Ontology annotation, cellular component: nucleus. The coding region runs from base 407 to 2125 and encodes 572 amino acids.